AUGCAAGGAGCUUGGGAGAAUGCCAUCCAUCCUCUGUGCAUUACAGUGUGUCUAGCUGGAGACUUAGAGCUACACUCUUCUUUGUUUUCCCUGUCAUUUGGUGUUCCGAAUGCCUUGCCUGAAGAAUAUUCGAGGGCCAACAAGGAGCUACGGAGGCUCGGAGAUUCAAUGGAUCUUAUAACGGAGUUGAGGACCAAACAGAAGAACAAGGCCAAAGCACUUAAAGUAUUGUGUGCAAAGUUAUAUGAGAGGGAAAGAACUAGUGGUUCACCACUGGGAAGAAUGGCCACAAUGGAGGAAGAGGAGCCUCCGACUUCAGCCGGUAUAGAAAAGAGUAACCAAGUGGUGGUUACAAGAGCCAGGCCACAGAGGGCUAACAAUAGGAAAGCUACAUAUGUUCUAAGCGAUGAUGAUUCUGAAGAUGCUGCUACUGCAGCUGUAGAUUUGGACAGUGAUGCAGCUGAAUAUUCAAUCAGUGAUGUUGCUGACGAUGACUCUGACUUCAAUUAA
This is a messenger RNA of Fraxinus pennsylvanica, 510 nucleotides long. The record is from the annotation of a GenBank genome assembly. NCBI's taxonomy places the organism in Eukaryota, Viridiplantae, Streptophyta, Magnoliopsida, Lamiales, Oleaceae.